This is a messenger RNA of Monopterus albus (swamp eel), 1396 nucleotides long. RefSeq names its product beta-crystallin A1-like. Gene Ontology annotation, biological process: visual perception; lens development in camera-type eye. NCBI's taxonomy places the organism in Eukaryota, Metazoa, Chordata, Actinopteri, Synbranchiformes, Synbranchidae. Gene Ontology annotation, molecular function: structural constituent of eye lens. The transcript is spliced from 7 exons. The coding region runs from base 277 to 867 and encodes 196 amino acids. The record is from RefSeq and is a predicted model, not a curated record.
UUUUCAGGAUGAGGUGGAAUAUCCUCAACUGGCUGAGUUGGUUGCCUCAUCUCAAACCACAUUCCACUUGCUGAAGACCAGACUAAAGGAAGAAAGAUCCCACAACAAGCAGGAGCUGAAGGUGGCUGCAGCGAAGGCCUGGGAGUGCGACACCAGGGAAGACACAAAGUGCCUGCUGAUGCCUUGACACUGUCCCUAAAGAAGAAGCCUACCCUGCAGCCAGAGCGAGCUGUCAACUCCUUUUACUGUGUGAGGUACUGCUCAAAAAGAGGACAAAUGGCUCUAACAAACCCCGUGCCCAUGGGCCCUUGGAAGAUCACUGUGUACGAUCAGGAGUACUUCCAGGGCAGACGUAUGGAGUUCACCGCUGGCUGCCAGAACAUCAUAGAGUGUGGGAUGGAGAACAUCCGCUCCCUGAAGGUUGAGUGUGGCGCCUGGGUGGGCUACGAGCACUCCAGCUUCUGUGGCCAGCAGUUUGUUCUGGAGAAGGGAGACUAUCCUCGCUUUGAGGCCUAUAGUGGCAGUAACUCCUACCGCAUUGAGAGGAUGAUCUCCUUCAGGCCCAUCUGCUGUGCUAACCAUAAGGACUCUCGCAUGACCAUCUUUGAGAUGGAGAACAUGAUGGGUCGUCAGUUCGAGCUGUGUGAUGACUAUCCCUCUCUGCAGGCCAUGGGCUGGAUGAACAAAGAGGUUGGAUCCAUGCACAUUCAGAGUGGAGCCUUUGUGUGCUACCAGUACCCGGGCUACCGUGGCCACCAGUACAUCAUGGAGUGUGACUGUCAUGGAGGAGAGUACAAGUGUUACCGUGAGUUUGGCUCCCAUGCUCAGACUCCUCAGAUUCAGUCCAUCAGGAGGAUCCAGCACUGAGAGAGGAGCAUUCUCCACUGGUCCAGCUAGUUAAAGAAAUGUCCUGGGUUGGAGUUCAAGUGCUUACAGGCAUCAGCUGUUUACCACACUUUUUAUUUCUUUUUUAAAGAAACAUCACAAAAGAAAGGAAAUGUGAUGAAAGACAGAAAAUAGGAAUGAUAGAAUUGAGAGAAAUCAGUUAGAAAGAAAGGACUCAUCUGCCAGGGUUGGCUGCAGAGUGCUAAAAACACCUCAGAGUUUUUGUUCUUUUACAUCUUCACAGCUGAUGCCGUCAUCAUCGUCACGGUGUUCUUCAUCAAUAACAUCUACUAGUCUUGCUGUAACAGUGAUAUCCAUGAUUUCCGACCUUUACGAUGACGAAUAAAAAGAAUGAGCAAAGAAACAGAGACUCACAAUCUUGAGAUGUAACUCAAUCACGUGUGUUGUCUUUCUCAGCAGCAAACAGCUUAAAUGAUAUUAACCAACAUGACAAACAUUAGGAGAAAUUAAAGGUAUGAUUGUGCAUUAACCUACGAAUACCCUGCUGAUC